AAUCGCCCAUCGGCCGACUGAUAUCAACAACAACUCUUAGACGCUCUGCGCGCUCACGUCGGCAUUUUUGCACUUGUCCCGUUUUUCUGCUGACUGAAAACUCUUCCCGUAGUGUCUUAAAUUCGGUAUCGCGUGCUAAAUUCUCCAGUUGGUAUCCCAAAUUGAAUGCGCUGGUCCUAGUGAGAUAAAAGAAAAAGAUUGUAGAAGUAGAGACACUUAGGACUGACCUCUGACCUCUAAAGCCACAGCAACACAGCAGAAGAUGUCGUUUCGCGUUGUACGCAGCUCCAAGUUCCGUCACGUCUACGGCCAGGCCCUCAAGAGGGAGCAGUGCUAUGACAACAUUCGGGUCUCCAAGUCCAGCUGGGACUCCACAUUCUGUGCCGUCAAUCCAAAGUUCCUGGCCAUCAUUGUGGAGUCGGCGGGCGGCGGUGCCUUCAUCGUCUUGCCCCACAACAAAGUUGGACGCAUUGCGGCUGACCAUCCACUGGUGGGCGGACACAAGGGUCCAGUGCUGGACAUAGCCUGGUGCCCGCACAACGACAAUGUGAUCGCCUCCGGCUCAGAGGACUGUGUGGUGAAGGUGUGGCAGAUUCCCGAUGGAGGACUGUCCCGCACGUUGACCGAGCCCGUCGUGGAUCUGUUCUUGCACCAGCGUCGCGUGGGCCUCGUCCUGUGGCAUCCUUCGGCUCUCAACGUCCUGCUCUCCGCCGGCUCUGACAAUCAGGUGGUCAUCUGGAACGUGGGCACUGGCGAGAUUCUCGUGCACAUCUCUUCGCAUCCGGACAUCGUGUACAGCGCUUGCUUCAACUGGGACGGCUCCAAGCUGGUCACAACCUGCAAGGACAAGAAGAUCCGCAUCUACGACCCGCGCACCGGUGACUUGGAAAGCGAGGCCAUGUGCCACGAAGGCUCGAAGGCCACACGAGCUAUUUUCCUGCGUCAUGGCCUGAUCUUCACGACGGGCUUCAACCGAAGCUCCGAGCGCCAAUACUCGCUGCGCGCCCCAGACGCUCUCAACGAGCCCAUCGUCAUGGUGGAGCUGGACACGUCCAAUGGCGUCAUGUUCCCGCUAUACGAUGCCGACACGAACCUGAUCUACCUCUGCGGCAAGGGUGACUCGGUUAUUAGGUACUUUGAGGUGACGCCCGAGCCUCCGUUCGUGCACUACAUCAACACAUUUCAGACGACAGAACCGCAGAGAGGCAUUGGCCUGAUGCCCAAGCGCGGCUGUGACGUGACCACCUGCGAAGUGGCCAAGUUCUAUCGCAUGAACAACAACGGUCUGUGCCAGGUCAUCUCCAUGACAGUGCCCCGCAAAUCGGAUCUCUUCCAGGAGGAUCUCUAUCCCGACACCCUGGCGGAGGAUGCCGCCAUCAGUGCCGAGGAGUGGAUCGACGGCAAGGACGCGGACCCCAUCACAUUCUCGCUCAAAGAUCGCGUCUCUAUUGUGCAGGGUGGCUACGUCUCCUCGUCGGCCAGCAAGUCGCUGUCGGUGAACAAGAAGGCCAACAUUCUGAACAAGCCGCGCGGCGGUGGCGGCAGCUCUGGAGCGGGGAGCAGCAGUGCGGGCGGCAACCAUUCGUCCGCCAACAACAACGAGGCUAGCGAGGGCGGACCGCCGGCAGCGGUUCUAUCAGAAAAGGAUCUGCGAAACAUCCAGGACGAAAUACGCAAGCUGAAGGCAAUCAUCGUCAAGCAGGAGAACCGUAUCCGUGCCCUGGAAGCCAAGGCUAAUGCCGGAAACGGGGACGAGACGGACGCGCGCAACAAGAAUGGAAGCGGAUCUGCAGCGCCGGCGGCAUCCGCGGCCUCCGACAGCCACGCCAACGAAAGUGCCAACGACCAUGCGUCCACGUCAACAGGAACGGCACAGGACGAGGACUAGGCCGUGGGAGCGUGCAAGUGUGUGGGAGAGAGCUAGACGGAUUGGGGAGUGAUAAAGGAGCGCCCCAAUGCCACAUAACGCUUACUUCGGGCACGCGGAGGAGAGAAUUGAUAAAGAGGAUUGUCUAUUGCGAUUAUGAUUUCGAUUAUUUAUUUUAUGUAAUUAAUAUAUUAGGACCGUAGCGAGCGAAAUCAGUUGAGAGUGGCACACAUAGGAUUAGAAAAGAAGCCGAACCGUAAACUAAAUCAAAUCAAAUCAAAUCAGCAGCAAGCAAAGCUGGACGAUGAACGUCUCUAUAACAUAACAUAAUACAACAUCCUGCCAAAAAUAUAUAAAACCUAACGAACUACCUACAAGUUGCGCCCAAAAUCGAGCAGAGAGCGAGGGACAUGGACGCGGACUCGGCCCUCGUCGAUUAUUUUGUUGUGACGCAAGUGUGAAAUUGUUGUAAAUUUAUCGAAGGCAAAGCAUAGACUAAACCUACAUUGUCUAAGAGUUAACCUUUACCUAUAAACUUUGUACGAGCACUUUUUAUAAACGCCUGUAUAUUUGUACAUCCCGAAAGGGGAAAAAUUUUUCAUGACAAUAGUUGGUAGACUCGAUACUAGCCGAUGUCCCCCCUGAAACCAAUCACUUUCGCCUGCAAAUUGUCGUGUCAAACAUAACGAAUUUAGAUAACAAGUGAUGGGGGGCAUCGACCAUUAUUAUAUUUCAAAAUCAAAAUCAAAAAUUGUUUAUCCAAACUAAUCAAAAAAUUAAUCAUUUGUAUCUUGAGCCCAUAACCGUAAAAUAAAUGCGAAAGCAACAGCCCUAAAUUUAUAAAUCAACGAAUAAUUUUAAUGGAAAUCUUUAUUUUUAAUUACCUGUUUUAUUUCUAUUAGUUUUGUUAAACGAAUCAUUGUUUAUUUGCCGCAUAGAGAGUAACAGCAUGAGUAAAUUGCCUACCGAUUUUGUAAUAAUAUAAACGCAGACUCUAUACAUAAAUCUAAAUACAUAAUAUACUUUAUAUACAAAUAAUUUACAAUUUGAUACAAAAUAAAACAAUAUACAAACUA
Drosophila ananassae is the source of this 2943-nucleotide messenger RNA. RefSeq names its product coronin-1C-A (gene coro). The coding region runs from base 263 to 1888 and encodes 541 amino acids. The record is from RefSeq and is a predicted model, not a curated record. Gene Ontology annotation, biological process: actin filament organization. The transcript is spliced from 7 exons. Gene Ontology annotation, molecular function: actin filament binding. NCBI's taxonomy places the organism in Eukaryota, Metazoa, Arthropoda, Insecta, Diptera, Drosophilidae.